AUGGAAGUUGACAUACUCUUAGAGGGAGAGGAAACGGCCAAGAGAGCCAAGACCCUGCCCUCCUGCCCCCUGCCCCCUGGAAACACUCCACCAUCCGAGGCCAAGACCCUGCCCUCCUGCCCCUUGUACCCUGGAAACACUCCACUAUCCGAGGCCAAGACCCUGCCCUCCUGCCCCCUGUACCCUGGAAACACUCCACCAUCCGAGGCCAAGACCCUGCCCUCCUGCCCCCUGUACCCUGGAAACACUCCACCAUCCGAGGCCAAGACCCUGCCCUCCUGCCCCCUGUACCCUGGAAACACUCCACCAUCCGAGGCCAAGACCCUGCCCUCCUGCCCCCUGUGCCCUGGAAACACUCCACCAUCCGAGGCCAAGACCCUGCCCCCUGUACCCUGGAAACACUCCACCAUCCGAGGCCAAGACCCUGCCCUCCUGUACCCUGGAAACACUCCACCAUCCGAGGCCAAGACCCUGUCCUCCUGCCCCCUGUACCCUGGAAACACUCCACCAUCCGUGGCCAAGACCCUGCCCUCCUGCCCCCUGUACCCUGGAAACACUCCACUAUCCGUGGCCAAGACCCUGCCCUCCUGCCCCUGUACCCUGGAAACACUCCACCAUCCGAGGCCAAGACCCUGCCCUCCUGCCCCCUGUACCCUGGAAACACUCCACCAUCCGAGGCCAAGAUCCUGUCCUCCUGCCCUCCUGCCCCCUGGAAACACUCCACCAUCCGAGGCCAAGACCCUGCCCUCCUGCCCCCUGUACCCUGGAAACACUCCACCAUCCGAGGCCAAGACCCUUCCCUCCUGCCCCCUGUACCCUGGAAACACUCCACCAUCCGAGGCCAAGACCCUGCCCUCCUGCCCCCUGUACCCUGGAAACACUCCACCAUCCGAGGCCAAGACCCUGCCCUCCUGCCCCCUGUACCCUGGAAACACUCCACCAUCCGAGGCCAAGACCCUGCCCUCCUGCCCCUUGUACCCUGGAAACACUCCACUAUCCGAGGCCAAGACCCUGCCCUCCUGCCCCCUGUACCCUGGAAACACUCCACCAUCCGAGGCCAAGACCCUGCCCUCCUGCCCCCUGUACCCUGGAAACACUCCACCAUCCGAGGCCAAGACCCUGCCCUCCUGCCCCCUGUCGCCUGGAAACACUCCACCAUCCGAGGCCAAGACCCUGCCCUCCUGCCCCCUGUACCCUGGAAACACUCCACCAUCCGAGGCCAAGACCCUGCCCCCUGUACCCUGGAAACACUCCACCAUCCGAGGCCAAGACCCUGCCCUCCUGUACCCUGUACCCUGGAAACACUCCACCAUCCGAGGCCAAGAUCCUGUCCUCCUGCCCCCUGGAAACACUCCACCAUCCGAGGCCAAGACCCUGCCCUCCUGCCCCCUGUACCCUGGAAACACUCCACCAUCCGAGGCCAAGACCCUGCCCUCCUGCCCCCUGUACCCUGGAAACACUCCACCACCCGAGGCCAAGACCCUGCCCCCCUGCCCCCUGUACCCUGGAAACACUCCACCAUCCGUGGCCAAGACCCUGCCCUCCUGCCCCCCUGUACCCUGGAAACACUCCACCAUCCGUGGCCAAGACCCUGCCCCCCUGCCCCCUGUACCCUGGAAACACUCCACCAUCCGAGGCCAAGACCCUGCCCUCCUGUACCCUGGAAACACUCCACCAUCCGAGGCCAAGACCCUGCCCUCCUGCCCCCUGUACCCUGGAAACACUCCACCAUCCAAGGCCAAUUUCUGA
Salvelinus fontinalis (brook trout) is the source of this 1749-nucleotide messenger RNA. RefSeq names its product proline-rich protein 36-like. The transcript is spliced from 2 exons. NCBI's taxonomy places the organism in Eukaryota, Metazoa, Chordata, Actinopteri, Salmoniformes, Salmonidae. The coding region runs from base 1 to 1749 and encodes 582 amino acids. The record is from RefSeq and is a predicted model, not a curated record.